Messenger RNA from Nelumbo nucifera (sacred lotus), 3778 nucleotides. RefSeq lists its product as uncharacterized. NCBI's taxonomy places the organism in Eukaryota, Viridiplantae, Streptophyta, Magnoliopsida, Proteales, Nelumbonaceae. Gene Ontology annotation, biological process: protein phosphorylation. Gene Ontology annotation, molecular function: protein binding; ATP binding; protein kinase activity. The record is from RefSeq and is a predicted model, not a curated record.
UCCCACCUGGAACGUCACAUGCUAGUCGUUUGCAAAUACUAUAGAAAUAGCUUUAACUUUCAGUGUUUUGAUUGUAGAGAAAAAAACCAAGGUCUAUUCCAUAUCCUAAUAUCCAUGCUAGAGAAAGCAUUCAAAGGAGUCUUAAGUGACUGGUUUUGCUGUAAUUGCAAGAGAAAGAUCACCAGCACGGUACCAGCAGGCUACCAACCUCAUCAUGUGUAACAAACUGGUCUAUUUCUUUCUGUUUUUCCUCAACAUGUCUACUUUCUUCCCAGCCUCUGCUCUGAACCAGGAAGGUCUAUCACUCCUCUCAUGGCUCUCAACCUUCAAUGCAUCCUCCUCUGCUUCUUUCUUUUCAUCAUGGAAUGCAACCCACCAAAACCCAUGCAAAUGGGCAUAUAUCAAAUGUUCCCCAGACGGGUUUGUUUCAGAAAUCUCAAUCAGUUCUAUCAACCUUCCUACUAGCUUCCCCACUCAGAUUCUCUCAUUCAACUCCCUCACAACACUUGUUCUAUCAGGUGCAAAUCUUACAGGAGAAAUCCCACCUGCCAUCGGGAACUUGUCAUUGCUGUCCACCCUUGACCUGAGCUUCAAUGCUUUAAGUGGAAAAGUUCCGCCUGAUAUUGGAAAAUUAUCCAGGCUGCAGAUAUUAUCAUUGAACUCCAACUUGUUACACGGUGAGAUUCCGCCUGAGAUUGGAAACUGUUCGAUGCUUCAGAAGCUUGAACUCUUCGACAACAAACUCUCAGGAAAAAUUCCUGCCGAAUUUGGACAGUUGUCAAGUUUACAGGUCUUUCGAGCAGGUGGCAACCAGGAAAUGUAUGGAGAAAUUCCGACGGAGAUUUCAAACUGUAAAGGUCUCACUUUUCUGGGUCUUGCAGAUACUGGGAUUUCAGGGAGGAUUCCAUCCAGUCUAGGAGAAUUGAAGAAUCUGAAAACUCUUUCAGUUUACAUGGCAAAUCUCUCUGGCGAGAUCCCACCUGAAAUCGGUAACUGCUCAACUUUAGAGAAUCUGUAUCUUUAUGAGAACCAACUCAUUGGAGGUAUUCCCAGCGAAUUGGCUCUGUUGAAAAAUCUCAAGAGAAUCUUGUUGUGGAAGAACAACCUAAGUGGGAAUAUUCCAGGAGCACUUGGGAACUGCUUGGGCUUGACGGUUAUCGACCUGUCGCUGAAUCGUCUCACAGGUGAACUCCCUGUAUUGCUUUCAAAUUUAGUACAACUACAGGAGCUUCUUCUGUCGUAUAACAACAUUUCAGGUAAAAUACCUCCUUUUCUUGGAAACUUUUCCCGUCUGAAGCAACUUGAACUAGAUAACAACCAGCUCGUUGGUGAGAUUCCAUCCGAAAUUGGGCAGCUGAAGGAGCUCUCUCUGUUCUUUGCAUGGCAGAAUCAGCUCCAUGGGAACAUUCCAUUUGAAAUGGGCAGCUGUGAGAAACUCCAAGAUUUGGAUCUUUCACACAAUUUCCUCACUGGGUCAGUUCCUAAUUCUCUGUUUAAUCUCAAGAACUUGACCAAACUUAUGCUUCUAUCCAAUGAACUGUCUGGUGAGAUUCCACCAGAUAUAGGAAAUUGCACCAGCUUGAUACGUCUACGCCUAGGAUCAAACCGGUUUUCUGGCCGAAUUCCAUCAGAAAUCGGGCUCUUAAGUAGUCUGAGCUUCCUUGAAUUAUCAGAGAAUCAAUUCUCUGGAGAAAUCCCCCCUGAACUCGGUAACUGCAAUGAGCUAGAAUUUGUUGAUUUGCAUGAAAAUGAGCUACAAGGCACGAUCCCGACAUCCUUUCAAUUGCUUAGGAACUUAAACGUUUUGGACCUUUCAAUGAACAGAUUAUCAGGCUCUGUUCCUGUGGAGUUAGGAAAGCUUACUUCUCUAAAUAAGCUCGUUUUAAGAGAAAAUUACAUUACUGGGUUGAUACCCAGGUCUUUGGGCCAAUGUAAGGAUUUGGAGUUGUUGGACAUGAGCAGUAACAGAAUCAUUGGCUCAAUACCAGAUGAGCUGGGUGACUUGCAAGGUUUGGAAAUCUUAUUGAAUUUGAGUUGGAAUUCUCUGUCUGGUCCAAUUCCAGAAAGAUUUUCAAAUCUGUCAAAGCUUGCUUCCUUGGAUAUUUCUCAUAACAUGUUAACAGGAAGCCUGAGAGUACUGGGUAUGCUUAACAACCUUGUCUCUUUGGAUGUCUCAUAUAAUAAUUUCUCGGGUUAUGUUCCUGAUACCAAGUUUUUCCAAGAGCUCCCAGUAACUGUUCUUUCUGGUAAUCGAGAUCUCUGCAUUAAUGGCAAUGAAUGCAAAGUUGGUGCUAACCUCCACAGAAGAAUUUUGAUCAGAAACAUUUUCUGUUUAGCUCUCAGUGUUACUGUUAUUAUAGCUAUUAUACUCUUGGGAGUAAUAUUGACCAUACAAGCCCGUAGAGUGGCUGUGAAAGAUGAGGAAGAACAGAAUGAAUUGACCUGGGAGUUCACCCCAUUCCAGAAGCUGAAUUUCUCUAUAGAUGACGUUUUAACGAGGUUGUCAGAUUUGAACAUCGUUGGGAAAGGCUGCUCUGGCAUUGUUUAUCGCGUUGAAACUCCAAGGGGCCAGAUGGUUGCUGUGAAGAAGCUAUGGCCCUUGAAGGAUGAGGAGUUCCCAGAAACAGAUUCAUUCUCUACGGAGGUUCAGACUCUUGGAUCAAUCAGGCAUAAGAACAUUGUGAGACUACUAGGCUGCUGUACCAAUGGGACAAGUAGGUUGCUCCUCUUUGAUUAUAUCAGCAAUGGGAGCUUACAUGGACUGCUUCAUGAGAAGAAAGUUUUCUUAGAUUGGGAUUCAAGAUAUAAGAUCAUACUGGGUGCAGCUCAGGGUUUGGCCUAUCUUCACCAUGACUGUAUCCCUCCAAUUGUUCAUCGUGAUAUUAAGGCCAAUAACAUCUUGGUAGGACCUCAGUUCGAAGCCUAUCUUGCAGAUUUCGGCAUUGCAAGGCUCAUUAGUUCCCCCGAUCGUUCGAGGUCAUCGCACACUGUGGCAGGUUCCUAUGGGUACAUAGCUCCUGAAUAUGGAUAUAGCUUUAGGAUCACAGAGAAGAGCGACGUCUACAGUUAUGGUGUGGUGCUUCUGGAGGUCUUAACUGGGAUGGAACCAACUGAUCAAAGGAUACCCGAGGGAACCCACAUUGUCAGUUGGGUUACACAUGAACUUAGAGAAACAGAUGGAGAAGCCACAUCCAUCAUCGAUCAGCAACUUCUGUGUCGAUCUGGUACUCAGAUCCAAGAGAUGCUUCAAGUGCUCGGCGUGGCUCUUCUCUGCGUGAACCCUUGCCCAGAGGACAGACCCACAAUGAAAGAUGUAACAGCAUUGCUCAAAGAGAUCCGGAAUGAAGCUGAGGAUUUCAACAAAUCCGGUUUUCUCAAGGGAGGGAUGGCCAGCCCAAGGGCAGGAAUCCACCAUUCUAGUUUCUCAAGAUCAACUGAACCACUGAUUAGAUAAUUUCCCUCUGUUGCUUUGAUUUCCCAAAGAGAAGAGAUGCCUGUGGAGCUCAUAAGUCAUUCUCAUUGAGAGAAUAAUUAGUCUAACUUGUGGGAGUGCAACAAAUGAACAUGGGUGUCUCCAUUAUUACUGCUCCUCAUUCUCUCUGGGUCCCCAAUAAUUCUGCCGGUUGUACAGUCAGUUUGGCUUUGGUUUUGGUACCUUGAUUUGUAUGAUAAAUUUCUGUAAGUAAAAGAUUAAAAGAAAAUGGGUGAGAUUUUAGUGUUGAUACAAGCAAUCCCGAAAUGGGUGAAAAAAGUUUAACUCAACCAUCUAUUAUUGUCA